Messenger RNA from Sitodiplosis mosellana (orange wheat blossom midge), 940 nucleotides. It is a transcript of the gene AIMP3, whose product is annotated as eukaryotic translation elongation factor 1 epsilon-1. Gene Ontology annotation, biological process: positive regulation of DNA damage response, signal transduction by p53 class mediator. Gene Ontology annotation, cellular component: aminoacyl-tRNA synthetase multienzyme complex; nucleus; cytoplasm. Bases 225 to 761 code for a protein of 178 amino acids. NCBI's taxonomy places the organism in Eukaryota, Metazoa, Arthropoda, Insecta, Diptera, Cecidomyiidae. The transcript is spliced from 3 exons. The record is from RefSeq and is a predicted model, not a curated record.
CUGCGAUAAUAAAAGCGUUUCAUUUGUCGCAAAAUCAUCGAUUAGUUUUCAGCAACAAUGUGUCAAAUGUCAUAUCAGUCAGAUAGAGUGCGCUGUGUUACACGCAUGCAGUAACAUUUAUCUGGAUUCGAAUAACAUUCGUCCGGACCGAUUUCAUUGGACAUUCGAGAAAAAGUGUUGAUUGAUGAAAUAAAUUUUAAGUUUAUCCCGUACGAUUCAAAGCAAUGGCAAGCAAUAGUGUUGAGAAUUUAAAGCGUAUCGCAAAAUAUCUGAAAGUGCAACCCGGAACAAUUGCCAUCAAUAAUGAGAAGGUGAUUUGUCGAAAGAUGAAAGACAAAACGUUGUCUGGCUACACAACGAUCAUUUCAGCAAUGGGACGUGAGAGUAAAAAUAAUGGAUUUAAUGGUAAAGACUUGCUGACGCAAUGUUUAAUCGUGCAGUGGUUCGAUUAUUCGGUAUUAUUUAUUGAUCCAGCCGUUGAAUCCAGAGCAUCUAGAGACUUAGUGUUACAGGAACUGAAUGAUUAUCUAUUGACACGGUCCUAUUUGGUUGGUCAAAGCCUCACACUCGCUGAUGUUGUAGUCUUUUAUUCAUUAUCCGCAAUAAUGAGAACGCUCUCUCCUGCCAACAAAGAAAAAUACCUGAAUGUGUCGCGAUGGUUUGAGCACAUACAGAAAAUCGGCGAAAUUCGACAAUCGCUACCGCUCACAAAUUUAUCGACCAUUUAUUUGCACGGAUGGGCAACCGGUACUCACAUGUAAUUCAUCGUACGACAACCUGUCGCCCAACCAAUGACAAACCCAUUACCAAAUGCAUUUUGUUCAUUUCAAACGAACCCAGAUCUUUUACACGCUCUGUAUUGAACUCAGCACAGAUAUUUUUAAUUUUUAUCUCUAAAUUAAAUCAAUAAAUUGAAAAUACGAUUGUUGAAAAUAUAAUA